GAUCAGAACAUUGCCUUUAUAAACUUGUGUGAAAUCUUGCAUGUAAAGCUCAAACCAAAAAGAAUAUUUAAAGUUUAAGCAACCUUUGUUCCAAGCAAUACUAAUCCCCCUUCCUUUCUCUCUUUCUCCUUGCAGAAUAUUAUUCAUUUAAUUUCAUUCUUUCAUCUAGAAUUUCUUAAUCAAUCAAAAGUCUUUGUUCUUGACAGACCAGACCUUCAAGACAUGGCAGUUACUCAUGCUGAUCUGGCUCCGAGUCGUCGAGGUACAGUCUUAGGCAGCAAAACAGGUGCACUUGUCAUGGUCUUAUCAGUCCUACUUGGCCUAAGUUGCUUCAUUUUCUCCCUCAUUGCUGAGACCACUCGCUCGCAGGUGACAUGGUUCAGCACAAGCAUUGAAGGGAAAUAUGAGUGCACGUAUAACAGCAGUGGAAAAAAGCCUCUCGUAUAUGCUUGUGCUGCAUUUGGAGUCCUGGCAAUUGCCAUGAUUAUGGAACAUGCUUCCAUGCUUAUUGCAAUUAGUAAUUCUGCAGAUUUAGUCACUUGGGAACCUCACUCUCCGCGUGCCAAAGUCCUUACAUGGCAAGCUGCAUUUUUCUUUCUCACAUCAUGGAUUUGUUUUGCUGUGGGAGAAAUAUUGCUAUUAAUAGGAAUAAGUGUGGAAUCAGGACAUCUGCAAAAGUGGUCAGCUUCAAGGCCUAACUGCCUUGUUCUAAACCAAGGUCUGUUUUUGGCUGCUGGAGUUUUCGGGUUAACAACAGUGUUUCUUGCUUCUGGGCUGUACAUAACAGCUUUACGGGCACAAAAACUGGCACAUGAAGAAGAAAGCAUGCGGCGCCAAGCUUUAGAGGCUGCUAUGCUUUAUGCAUCUCCUCCAGGGUCGCCCGGGCAUAGCCUUCAAACACUUGGAAAUGAGAGUCCUGUGAUUCGACACCAGAAUGAGCAUGAAUUGUCUAUGUACAUCACUGCUAUGAGCAAACUCAAUUAAAAAGGACUGAUUUUUUGAUUUUCUACAGAGUAUCACAAAUAUUUUAAAAUGUCAGCUUGCCAAUAUUGAAUAAAAAACAUUCUCAUAUUCUCAA
Daucus carota subsp. sativus is the source of this 1078-nucleotide messenger RNA. RefSeq lists its product as uncharacterized. NCBI's taxonomy places the organism in Eukaryota, Viridiplantae, Streptophyta, Magnoliopsida, Apiales, Apiaceae. The transcript is spliced from 3 exons. Bases 223 to 984 code for a protein of 253 amino acids. The record is from RefSeq and is a predicted model, not a curated record.